Aspergillus melleus is the source of this 2208-nucleotide messenger RNA. RefSeq names its product BOD1/SHG1 domain-containing protein. The coding region runs from base 1 to 2208 and encodes 735 amino acids. NCBI's taxonomy places the organism in Eukaryota, Fungi, Ascomycota, Eurotiomycetes, Eurotiales, Aspergillaceae. The transcript has 2 exons. The record is from RefSeq and is a predicted model, not a curated record.
AUGGCGGAGCCAGAGGAAAUGACGGAUGUGCAGGUUGCCGGCUUCAAGCGGCCAUCCGUGGAUCUGGAUGGUUUGCAGCGGAAGAAGUUCAAGACGGAGGAGCUUCCGCUGUCCGCGACGCAACAUGCGGCCAUUGAUCACCUAUUACACGCGUUCAAAAAGAAAGGAGGGUUCGAUGCGGUCCGGAAGAAGAUGUGGGCGGAAUUCGACGAAGGGGAGGGUAAAGCGGAAUUUACUAAAUUGCUGGUCGAAUUAGCAGAAUCGGAAAUCGAUCGCGAACCCGCGCUUCUGUCUCGUGAGCGGGGAAAAGCCGCGACCCUGAUCGAGGGUGCCGUGGAUCGCAGCGAUGUCUACAAGUCCGUCGAGAGGUCCCUUGAUGCGCUGGCCUCGAAUCACCUCCCCACGAUUCUCGACUCCGUGCGCGACAUCCGGCGCCAGGAAAUUGGCGAAGAAGCGGCCGCUCAAGAGGAGCGCGCCGGGAACAAGACGGACGAGGACUACGCCGCUCACGUGAAGACGAAACGAGACGAACGCGAGAAGGAGUGGCAGGAGUACUUGCGCCAGCAAAAGGAAAUUGAGGAGCAGGAAGCCCAGCGCAAGGAGGAGGAAGAGCGGAAGCAACGUGAGAUCAAACGCCAAAAGGAAGAGGAGGAGCGAGUCCGCCGAAGAGAGCGCGAGGAACAGCGCCGCGCCGAGCAACGGCUGCUGGAUGAGCAGCGGGAAAAAGAUCGCCAGGAACGAUAUGAGCGCCGCCGACGGGAAGAGCGCGAUCGAUACCGUGAUUAUGAUCGAUAUCGCGAUAGUGACCGCAGUCGCACUCGAGACCGAGACUCAGACCGCGACCGAGACCGUUACCGCCAUCGCGAUCGUUCCCCCGGGUACCGUUCUGACCGCGGCCUCUCCCCACGCUAUCGCGACAGCCGCAAAGAUACCUCCGCCACUCCCAAGGAACCCACGCCAGCACCGCCUGCUCCUGCUGCGGCCUCUGCGCCUGUCCCACCUGUUGAUGAGAAAUCUCUGGAGGAAGCAGCGCUGGAGCUCCUGCUAAAAGAGGGCGAGGAGCUUGCGGCCAAAGCCCGACAGAAACCCGAGUUCGACUUCGAGGAAGCCGAAGCGAUCGAGAACGGACUCAAGCCGCCCUCGACACGACCGAAGAGUUCAUCGGAUACCAAGCAUCUCAUACCCACGUCGAAGGACGACAGCCCGGCGGGCGAGUCUAGCACACAUCACAAACGCAGUUCGGUGGCAGAAGAUCGCCCGCAAUCUACCCGCAAACGAGACGAGAGUCGGAGCCGCUCGAGGCGGAGGCAUACAUCUCGGAUUGAGGACCGACGGGACUCGCGGGACACCGCCGAUCGACCGCGAGACCGCGACUCCGACGAGAGGCUCCCGAUCCGUGACUUCCGAAGUGGAUACGGCGAUCGAAGCUAUCGACCUAGUCGGCGGAGUCGGAGCAGAUCUACCACACGGGGUCAGGAUGAUAAAAAGCGAGAUUUAGAUCGCAGUCGCGACGAUCGGGACCAAAGGUUCGAUGGCCGACGAGAUCGUAGUCGAGACCGCGACAGGGACAGGGAUCGGAGGGAUAGAGACCGAGAUAGGGACAGGGACAGGGACCGGGACCGAUAUCGUGACGAUUACCGUCGCCGUCGCAGCGACUACGCUCGCUCCCGAUCGCGCCCUCGAUAUAGAUCACGUACCCGCUCCCGCUCUACUCACCGUGAUCGCGAACGCGAACGCGAGCGCGACCGACCCAGAGAGAGGGACCGCGACAGGGAGAGGGAUAGGGAGAGAGACCGGGAUCGAGACCUUCGGGAACGAAAUCGUGACCGUGACCGCGAUCGUGAUCGUGAUCGUGAUCAGGAGACCUCCUCACGGCCAUCCCCUUCACCGCGACGGAGAUCACGCUCACGCCGUCGGUCACGAUCCCGGAGACGGUCCCCCAGACGAGAGCCCAGCACCCUCGACAUCGACCGUUACGUGCCCCCAACGAGCAAUCGCAGCCGGUCGCCCCGUCGUCGCGUACGAUCUCCCGAGCGCGAGCAGCGAGAGCGCGAAGAACGGCCGCGCUUCGGGGAAGCCGAUCGAUACAUCCCCAGCGGAGAACGAGAUCGGGAGCAGGACACCAAGGAACCGGAGCGCAAUCGCGAUGCUGAGGAUCGACGACCGCGCAGAAGUAGUCCCAGUCGACGAAGGAGUCGCAGCCGCUAA